AUGUAUGAAUGUAAGGAUUUUGAGACGGAGAAAGCAGGCCCUCAUUGCUUGCGUAGGCCAGAUUACACCACAGCCAAGUACGAAAUGUCCAGCAAAUUGAAAGCUUGGCAAAUUGAGACUGUCAAACAACUUGAUGUUGACCAACUUUACUACGAACUGCUGUACUGGGCCAAAAGAAGUGGAGUAAUGGCCGAACCAGAUCGUAAGAAAUUGAAAGGUGAAGGUUGCGUCAACGACAGCAUGGUCGAAAUAAUAAAAACGAACCUUAGUAAUUAUGCUUCAAACCUUCUUCAUCAAUUUGAAAGGUCUUCACAUCACGAUUCGGCAAAUUUUGAGAGUUUUCACAAAUUCGAUUUGUUAUAUCAACGAACAUAUGCCAAAUUUGCUCCUCUUUUCCGCUUGGCGGAAGAAGCAGAGCGGCAGACAGUAUAUGCUGACGAAAGUCUAUCGAAUUCGACACAGAGCGCUAAAUUCGCUUUUCUGAAACUCUUCUUCCAUCGAAAAGGCCUCUAUUUAUCUAGCAUGUUAGAAUAUUGCUGGGAUCGAGCAAGAGCUCAUAGUGGUUUUUUAGACGAGGCGCGAGUCUUAACGAGAAGAGUUCAGGAAGUUCAAGCUCUUUUUCCGCACCCCCAAGGCUUGUCUGUUGAGGCCAUUUACGCUAAAAGUUUGAAUAGGUAUGUCGAGGCAUUGACCAUUCCUAUAAUAGGAUACUUAACAAAGUUGAGCGAGAUUAUAACUGUAGAGCUCAGAAUUUUGGAAUAUUUAUCUUUGGAGGUACGGGAGAAUGCUAGAAUUGCUAUCUUGGAAAGAACGCUAAUGGGGAAGGAAGUGAUGAGACAGCUAGUAGAGUUUAUGGCCGCUGACUAUUGUGCUUGUCGAUCUGAUAUAAAGGGUGAGUUGGAACAACUCUAUCAAAUUUCCCAAGCUGCAAACUAUGGAGAUGUUUUCAUGACGGCUUUAAUAGAUGCUAUGUACAGCGUGUUGGAAAAUGCCUUUUCUCAAAAGAGUGAACUGGUUGCUCUUCCAAGUCUACUCAAACAUCAUGAAGAUAUCCUGGAUCACCUUUUCUUAGAUGCCUCAUUCAAGCAUAAAUUUGAGCAUAAACGGAAAACACUUCUCGAUUCAGAAUCGAGAGUAGGUCGUAUUUCAUCAAAACUUGCGAAAUGUAUAGACAAGUUUCAAAGAAACUGUAGGAAACCUGACGCAGGUGUGUCGAUUACUAAAAUGGCGCAGUCUAUUGUACGGACUGUUGUUUUUUACAAAAUGCAUAACGAUUUCAUACCAGCCUUCAUCAAACUAAGCCUGCUACGCUCAGCAAUAAGGCAGGGCCAUCAAUUCCUGUACCGGCUUUUUGAGCACAAGCGAUUCGGCCUCGAAAGAGAGUUAUGCGAUUUACUUAUUCUCCAGAAUCUCCCAGAUUCACGCCGUUUGCAGGAAAUCAUGGACUCGCUCCAUACCUCUUUUGUAAUGCAAGAUGGCAAUAAAAACAUUUCCUUCAACAUUGAGCCUAUUAUCCUUAGUGAGAAAGAAGCUAAGCUGCUGUACAAACCUAAGGCUGAAGAGUCUGCGCUACUUCCGAAAGAAUUGCAGAAGCUCUGGGAUUCACAGUCGAAGCACUUCGAAAGUUUAGAAAGCAGUGCUAAGGUCGGGAAGAAGCUCACAUUGAUGCCUAUGCUUAAUACUAUUCAAAUGUCAACACCUAUGCUCCUUUCUGGCAGAAGAUCUUUGAUGCUGGAAAUGAACUUGCUGCAGGCGGCAGUUUUAGAAGCAUUCAAUUACAAGGACACUCUUUCGUUUACGGAAUUGAGGACUAAUCUAGAGACUACAGAUGAUCAGUUGCUCAGAGUUACUUUAAAUUCAUUUAUUAGAGUUGAUCUCUUGACAAAUUGUCAAGAUGUCUUUAGUGUCAACUACAGUUUUCAACCGAGAAAAAACCAAUUGCAGGGCAAUUGCAUGAGAAUUAAUUUCAAUGGACGCACCGAUUUAUGA
Messenger RNA from Lachancea nothofagi CBS 11611, 1989 nucleotides. NCBI's taxonomy places the organism in Eukaryota, Fungi, Ascomycota, Saccharomycetes, Saccharomycetales, Saccharomycetaceae. The record is from the annotation of a GenBank genome assembly.